GUAAGAUUAAGUUUUUUCUGUUAAGGCAUGUGAUUCAAUUAUUUGUAUUAGAGAAUAUUUGGUAUAACAUGAGUUAGUUAUUUGGUUUCUUUAAAAUUUUCUAAUAAACGUCUCAACCCUCACACUUCUCAUACAUAUAUCACACAUUCAUCAACACAGAGGAACCCAAAAAGAAGAGAGCACUCUAAAAUCUCAAAUAUUUCAAGAAAAUGGGCUCAAGAAAGGAGACACAGUUAACUCCGUUGCAAAUCACUGACGACGAAACUGCCCUCUUCGCCAUACAGCUAGCCAGUGCCUCCGUUCUUCCUAUGGCUUUGAAAUCGGCUAUAGAGCUCGAUCUUCUCGAGAUCAUGGCCAGGAACUCUUCUCCCAUGUCUCCGUCUGAGAUCGCUUCUCAUCUUCCGACCAAAAACUCCGAAGCCCCGGUCCUGCUGGACCGUAUCCUCCGGCUUCUUGCGGCGUACUCUAUCCUCACUUGCUCCGUCCUUACACUUCCCGGUGGUGUCGAGAGGAUUUACGGACUUGGUCCGGUUUGCAAGUAUUUGACCAAGAACGAAGAUGGUGUCUCGCUUGCUGCUCUUUGUCUCCUGAACCAUGACAAGGUCUUCAUGGAAAGCUGGUACCAUUUGAAGGAUGCAAUUCUUGAUGGUGGAAUUCCAAACAACAAAGCUUAUGGCAUGAGCGCGUUCGAGUACCACGGGACUGACCUUAGGUUCAACAAGAUCUUCAACAAUGCGAUGUCUAACCAUUCGACAAUUACAAUGAAGAAGAUUCUCGAGACCUAUAAUGGUUUCGAGGGAUUGACUUCUUUGGUUGAUGUUGGCGGUGGCAUUGGUUCUACUCUCAAGAUGAUUGUAUCCAAGUACCCUGACCUCAAAGGCAUCAACUUCGAUCUCCCUCACGUCAUCGAAGAUGCUCCUUCUCAUCCCGGUAUUGAGCAUGUUGGAGGAGAUAUGUUUGUAAGUGUCCCCAAAGGUGAUGCCAUUUUCAUGAAGUGGAUAUGCCAUGAUUGGAGCGAUGAACACUGCGUGAAGUUGAAAAACUGCUACGAGACGCUUCCAGAGAAUGGGAAAGUGAUAUUAGCAGAGUGCAUAGUUCCAGAGACACCAGACUCAAGCCUCUCGACCAAACAAGUCGUCCAUGCAGACUGCAUUAUGAUGGCUCUCAAUCCCGGAGGCAAAGAACGGACCGAGAAAGAGUUUGAGGCAUUAGCCAAAGCAUCGGGCUUCAAAGGCAUGAAAGUUGUUUGCAACGCCCUUGGUGUUUACCUUAUUGAGUUGCUCAAGAAGAUCUAAAAAAAACUAAAACUCCCUUAUUGAUGAUUUAUAAAUAAACAUGCAUGCUAUCAUGUACCUGUCUACUUCACCACGUUAUUGUUAUUGAUCGGGAUUCAAACCUAUGCUGUUUAAUCAUGGUUAGAGUUUGCUACGAUCUCCAUAUUAAGAUAUUGUACUUGUGUUUUUGUUUGUUUGGAACAAAAUUAUGUAACUCCAG
Messenger RNA from Thlaspi arvense, 1494 nucleotides. NCBI's taxonomy places the organism in Eukaryota, Viridiplantae, Streptophyta, Magnoliopsida, Brassicales, Brassicaceae. The record is from the annotation of a GenBank genome assembly.